Molecule: messenger RNA, 550 nt
Organism: Mercurialis annua (annual mercury)
Lineage: Eukaryota; Viridiplantae; Streptophyta; Magnoliopsida; Malpighiales; Euphorbiaceae
Exons: 3
Coding region: 87-476 (129 amino acids)
Biological process (GO): endoplasmic reticulum to Golgi vesicle-mediated transport; intracellular protein transport
Cellular component (GO): endoplasmic reticulum; endoplasmic reticulum membrane
Source: RefSeq, a predicted model, not a curated record
AAACUCAUAAGUAAAAAAAAAAGCUCACGUUCAAUUCAUUACCUAGCUGUCCGAAACAAACCAGAUCAAACCAGAGCAACCAAAAAAUGGCGUUGCAGUGGAUGAUAUUGACUUACGUGGUGGCAGCAGAAGCAGUUCUAGCGGCGAUUUUAACAGUUCCGUCGCCAAAAGCGUUGAAGUACCGAUUAGUAUCUCUCGUUUCUCUGAUUCUUCAACCAGCUCUCUUUAUUAUCCCGUUCGCCGGCUUCCAGCUUCUCGAUAUUUAUUGGAAGAACGAGCAUCGGUUGAUGUGCACCUCUGAGAUCUGCACUGCUGCCGAGAGAGAUCGCUAUGAAAAAACUAUUUACAAAGCUCAGAGGAAUGUGAUUUUAUGUGCUUCAGCAUGCCUGCUUUACUGGUGUGUUUAUCGCAUAUGCAAAUUUAACCAGGAGCUUCAAAGGUUGGAGGAGGCGGAGAAACGGCAGAAGGACCAGUAGUUGAAUUCAUCUCAUGAUUAGGCACAGGUUUACUCUGUAAAAUUUGUAUUGCAUCCCAUCCACACAUUUUCUUU